Messenger RNA from Lagenorhynchus albirostris (white-beaked dolphin), 2596 nucleotides. RefSeq names its product zinc finger protein 350 (gene ZNF350). The record is from RefSeq and is a predicted model, not a curated record. The transcript has 5 exons. Gene Ontology annotation, biological process: regulation of DNA-templated transcription. The coding region runs from base 527 to 2122 and encodes 531 amino acids. Lineage: Eukaryota; Metazoa; Chordata; Mammalia; Artiodactyla; Delphinidae. Gene Ontology annotation, molecular function: RNA polymerase II cis-regulatory region sequence-specific DNA binding; DNA-binding transcription factor activity, RNA polymerase II-specific.
GUUUGCCCAGUACAUUGGUUUUCCGACUGAAGUGUGUGUACUCACAGGGUGUAUAAAAACGCUUGAGGAGGUUCCUGAGCGCGCACGGUUUAAAGGAAAGCAGUGCCCAGCGCCUCUCCUCCCAUACGCUCCCUUUUGUAUAAUUGAGCUGCCUGAGAGUCUCCUGCUCCUGAGGCCUGCUGCUGGGAUGAAUCUCUUUUCCCUCAUUCCCUCUGACAGUCACCCCACUUCAACUUCACUGAAUAAAGGAAUACCCCCACCACAGUCAGAAUCUUAGGCUUUUUGGCCAGAGGAAUAAAGUCGUCUGGGGUAAAAAUGGGACACUCAGCCGUGCUGUGGGCAUUGGGCUAAGGUCCUGACUCCCCAGGAGCAAAAGAAUCAGUAGAAGGAGGAAGAAGUUACAGGAUUUGGUAUCAGCAUUACUGGGGACAUGCUUGAUUGAAGACAGAACAGAAUUUAGAGCAGAUCCAGAAGACACAGCGACAGAGCCUCCUUGCUGCCAGCUGUUUUCAGAAAACAGAAGAAAAUGAUCCAGGCCCAGGAAACCCUGACAUUUGAGGAUGUGGCAGUGGACUUCACGUGGGAGGAGUGGCAGCUCCUGGCCCCUCCUCAGAAGGACCUGUAUCGGGAUGUGAUGCUGGAGAACUAUAGCAACCUGCUGUCCGUGGGUUUUCAAGCCAGCAAACCAAAUGUACUGUCCAAGGUGGGUCAAGGAGAACCAUGGACGAUGGAAGAUGAAAUCCACUGUCAAACCCGUUCAGAAAUCUGGAAAGUUGAUGAUCACCUGCUGGAGCACUUACAAAAUGAGAGCAUGGAGAAGAGACUAGAACAAUGGCAUGAACAGAACCCACUGGAAUAUUUUGUUCAUCAGAGCAGAACUCAUUUUCUGUUCAGGCAAAAUCAUGAUGUGUUUGACUUACAUGGAAAAAGUAUGAAAUCAGAUUUAACUUUACUUCCCCAGAGCAGGAGCUAUGAAAUAAAGAUCCCUGCUGAGUUUACUGGCGAUGGGAAAUCCUAUCUCCAUGCUGACGAUGAACAAUUUCAUACUGAAAUUAAAUCUCCCGAAAGCCAAAAACCCAUCAGCUCUAAGACCCAAUUCAGCAAGCAUCAGAAAACCCAAAAAAUAGAGAAGCCUCAUGUAUGUGGUGAAUGUGGGAAAGCUUUCAUCAAAAAGUCUUGGCUCACUGAUCACCAGAUAAUUCAUACAGGAGAGAAGCCCCAUCGAUGUAACAUGUGUGGGAAAGCAUUCUCUAGAAAGUUCAUGCUCACUGAACAUCAGAGAACACAUACAGGAGAGAAACCUUAUGAAUGCACUGAAUGUGGCAAAGCCUUCCUCAAGAAAUCACGGCUCAAUAUACAUCAGAAAACCCAUACCGGAGAGAAACCGUAUAUAUGCAGUGACUGUGGGAAAGGCUUCAUCCAGAAGGGAAAUCUCAUUGUACAUCAGCGAAUUCACACAGGCGAGAAACCUUACAUAUGCAAUGAAUGUGGAAAAGGCUUCAUCCAGAAGACUUGCCUCAUUGCACAUCAGAGAUUUCACACAGGAAAGACUCCUUUUGUGUGCAAUGAAUGUGGAAAAUCCUGUUCCCAGAAGUCGGGUCUCAUUAAACAUCAAAGAAUUCACACAGGAGAGAAACCCUUUGAAUGCAGUGAAUGUGGGAAAGCCUUCACUACAAAGCAAAAGCUCAUUGUUCAUCAAAGAACUCAUACAGGAGAGAGACCCUAUAUCUGCAAUGAGUGUGGGAAAGCUUUUGCCUACAUGUCUUGCCUUGUUAAACAUAAGAUAAUACACACAAGAGAGAAACGUGGAGAUUCAGCCAAGGUGGAAAAUCAUCCCUCAGAGAGUCACAGCUCCUCACAGACUAGUGAUGUUAUGCAGGAGAAAACCCCUGUAAAUUCAGUGACUAUGCAGGUGCCUUCAGUGGCCCCUCAGACAUCAGUAAACAUAAGUGAACUCCUAGCAAAUAGGAAUGUAGUCAUAGUGGGACAACCUGUGGCCAGAUGUGCACCCACAGGAGAUAACAGAGGUUUUGCACAGGAGAGAACCCUUAUGAAUGCAUUGAAUGUAGUUGUGCCUUCAGUGGUCAAUUACAUCUUAUUUUAUGUCACAGAAAACCAGUAGAAAAAAAACUCAGAGACAUACUAUGUGAAAAAGAUAUAAAUUAUUGAGCAAAAAAUUUUAGCUUAUAUGGUGGCUGAAAAAGUAUAUACUGAGAGAAAUUGUAUAAAUGCUGAGACUGGGAACGCAUGAUGUACUCAUCCAAUUAGAUACAUGCAUUGAUACAGAGACAUAAUCUGAUGUUAACCCAAACACAUACACAUCAAUUGCUCUGUUGUGUCAGUCGAAUGAAUGAAAGAAGGCUGAGUUCAACUAAGUGAAGAAAAUAGUUGAAGUUUUUAAACAUAUAAUUUGUAUGUGGAAGGUUGCUAUGAAAAAAAAAAACACAACAGGGCUAAUAUUGGAUUGGUGGGAUACUGGGCGUGUAUAUAUCAAUUCAGUUUCUGGAAGGCCAAGGUGAAGCAUUAAUUGAAAACUGGGAUGUCUAUCUUAAACUCUGAGAAAUUUACAUUGUGGAAAUAGAUUGAGCCAGUUUGA